UCCUUCCUUCCAAGCAGCUCGUCACCCUGAUUGCAUAGAGGGCCUGAAUAACAGGUUUUGCUGAAGGGGUGCUGUCAUGUUGAAGAUUGCCUGGUGUGGUUACAUUUAUUAAGGAACAAAAUUAAGGAGUUGCCACUAGAUAUUUGACAGUACUAAGUCUGCUUGCUUGUUUUUGUCUUUCCUUAUACAAGAUUCUCUGUUUGGAAGUAGGAUUUUCCUGUUAAGUUGUUCUUCGAUAAAUGAAAGAAAAAUCCUGUGUCUCUGAUGGGGUUUUUAUAGAAUUGAAAAGACCAUUGCGAUUUCUUAUUUGUUAAUCUUAGAUGGUUUUUGGAUGCUUUAUUAGAUGUUUGAUAAUGCAAGAGCUAGAUGAUUUUCAUGUACUUGUUUCCCAGUCUACCAUUAAACUUAAUUUGUUUAUUGAAAAUAAUUUUCACCUUAUAAAGUUGUAUAAAAUAUUUUAGGGGCACUAAUCUACUUACAAUAUCGAUCAUGCAAUAAUUUUAACCACCACUAUGUUGCAGCUAGGACCUCCGCUGAAACUGCUACCACAAUGGCUGCUACCAUCCUUGUUGCUACUGCUCCAUCAUCAUAUUGUUAUCACCACUAUCACCUUAUCACUCCUCCACUACCACCACCACCCCCCCUCCAUUCCCACCCCAACCUUUAUCACCACUACAACUAUUGCAUCACCAUAAAAUAUCGUCAUCAUUCUAAUAACUUUGUAUUUUUUAUAUUAUUACUUGCCAUAAAAUUUUAUCCAUAUAAAGUUAUAAGAGCGUGAUUGUGUUCAAAAAAGUGAUUGUGUUCAGUCAUCUUUAAUUUUUUUUCUUAAACAGGGAAGGAACAUGCAAGUCACAAUUUAUUGCUCUUUGAUUUCGAUACCGAUCCUAGCUCAACAAGCAAUGAAUCUAGCUCUGUUGACAAUGGGAAGAAAAGAUGGAAUAAAAGUAUGGAAUUGCCAUUAUUCAGUUAUGAGAGCGUAUUAGUUGCAACUGGACAGUUCUCAGAUAAGCUUCGAGAGGGAGGAUUCGGACCUGUUUAUAAGGGCAACAUUCUAUUCCAAAAAUAUCCGAUUUCGGGAUGGCUCGAAUUUUCAGAGGCAAUGAAACUCAAGCAAACACCAACAGGGUCGUUGGAACAUAUGGCUAUAUGUCCCCUGAAUAUGCUAUGGAGGGUCUCUUCUCAAUAAAAUCUGAUGUGUUUAGCUUCGGGUUGCUGGUACUUGAGAUUGUGAGCGGCAAGAAGAAUACUAGUUUCUACCACAGCGACACCCUCCAUCUUCU
Populus trichocarpa (black cottonwood) is the source of this 1283-nucleotide messenger RNA. Its product is annotated as receptor-like serine/threonine-protein kinase SD1-8. Bases 950 to 1189 code for a protein of 79 amino acids. The record is from RefSeq and is a predicted model, not a curated record. Lineage: Eukaryota; Viridiplantae; Streptophyta; Magnoliopsida; Malpighiales; Salicaceae. The transcript is spliced from 3 exons.